CUGCCCAGAUGUUCCCUAGGAUGGCUGCAAGGGCUGCGCUUGCCAGGGUCGCCACAACCCCUCACCCUCAACCCUGCUCUUAUUCAGGCCCAAUGGGAGGCCUCACUCACCCUUCCUGGGAUGGCGCCUCUGAGGGGAGUCUUCCUGGGCUCUGGUGUCAGGGGCGUGGGCCUGACCUGCCACAGCUGCGGCCGAUAAGGCAGCAAAAGGGGCAGGCGGGGCUGAGAUGGGGGAAGGGACCGUUCUCUACAGGGUGAAGACUGAGGCUUGGCAAGUUUAAGGUUGCUGCCCAGGGUCUGGAAUCCAGGCCUCUGGUAGCUCAUCGCUCUGUCCCUGGGGGCAGCAGAGGCUGCAGCGGGGCUCCACCCCACCCCACCCCAGGGUACCUCAAGCCCCGCCACUGAACUUUCCCAACACCUGACCUAGAGGACCACUACAUAGGGAGGUCUCUCAGGGGUCUAGUUGUUUAGGGUGAGGUCCCUUGCACCUGACCCAGGGGGGCUGAGUGUGGCCCCACCCCCUCCUGCCAUAGGGUCUCUGGUCAGGCCCCAGCAGGCCUGCAGUGGGGGUGUGGAGCCAGAGCCACCCAAUCCCGUAGAGACAAGUUUCACAACUUCUUGGAUGGGGCUGCAGUGGGUCACAGUGCAGCUUCCAGCCAGAAAGAUGGAGUGGCUCCCACUCUUGCUGCUUCUGACACAGUGUUCAGGCGCCCCUGGGCAGCGCUCGCUACUGAAUGACUUCCAGGUGCUCCGGGGUACAGAACUGCAGCACCUGCUACAUGCAGUGAAGCCCGGGGCUUGGCAGGAGGAUGUGGCAGAUGCUGAGGAGUGUGCCGGGCGCUGUGGGCCCCUUCUGGACUGCCGGGCCUUCCACUAUAACGUGAGCAGUCAUGGUUGCCAACUGCUGCCAUGGACCCAGUACUCGCCCCACACAAGACUACAGCGUUCAGAGCGCUGUGAUCUCUUCCAGAAGAAAGAUUACGUGCGGAACUGCAUCAUGGGCAAUGGGUCCGGGUAUCGGGGCACAGUGGCCAGGACCGCGGGCGGCCUGCCCUGCCAGCGCUGGAACCGCAAGUUCCCGGUUGAUCACAAGUACGUGCCCACACUGCGAAACGGCCUGGAGGAGAACUUUUGCCGCAACCCUGAAGGGGACGCCGGAGGUCCUUGGUGCUACACGACAGACCCUGCCGUGCGCUUCCAGAGCUGCGGCAUCAAGUCCUGCCGGGAAGCCACUUGUGUUUGGUGCACUGGCGAGGAUUACCGCGGCGAGGUGGACCGCACCGAGUCAGGACGCGAAUGUCAGCGCUGGGACCUGCAACACCCGCACCCACACCCCUUCGAGCCGAAUUCCUCGACAAAAAUCUGGACGACAACUACUGCCGGAAUCCGGACGGCUCUGAGAGGCCCUGGUGCUACACCACUGACCCACUGGUCGAGCGAGAGUUCUGUGACCUCCCCAGCUGCGGUAGGGCGGACCGAGACACAGCCGCGCCGGGCCACGACGCUUAACUGCUUCCGCGGGAAGGGCGAGGGCUACCGGGGCACGGCCAAUACUACAGCCGCGGGCGUGCCCUGCCAGCGCUGGGAUGCACAGAGCCCGCAUCAGCACCGUUUUGCGCCUGAGAAAUACGCGUGCAAGGACCUUCGGGAGAACUUCUGCCGGAACCCUGACGGCUCGGAGGCGCCCUGGUGCUUCACGUCGCGGCCCGGCAUGCGCGUGGCCUUCUGCUACCAGAUCCGGCGCUGCGCCGACGACGUGCGGCCCGAGGAAUGCUACUACGGAGCCGGCGAGCAGUACCGCGGCUCGGUCAACAAGACCCGCAAGGGCGUCCCUUGCCAGCGCUGGGCUGCGGAGACGCCGCAUAAGCCGCAGUUCACCCCCACCUCGGGCCCACACGUGAAAUUGGAGGAGAACUACUGCCGGAACCCAGAUGGGGACCGCCACGGGCCCUGGUGCUACACUACAGACCCGGGGACCCCAUUUGACUACUGUGCACUGCGACGCUGUGAUGAUGAACAGCCGCUGUCCACCUUGAAGCCCCCAGACCAGGUGCUGUUUGAGGAGUGUGGCCUGAGGGUGGAUCGGCCGGACCAGUGGCACUCCAAGCUGCGCAUGAUAGGGGGCCAGCCUGGAAACUCGCCCUGGACAGUCAGCCUGCGCAGCCGGCAGGGCCACCAUUUCUGUGGCGGAUCCCUAGUGAAGGAGCAGUGGGUGCUGACUGCCCGGCAGUGCUUCUCCUCCUGCCGUGUGCCUCUCCUGGGCUAUGAGGUGUGGUUGGGGAUGAUGUUCCAGAACCCGCAGCCUGGGGAGCCAGACCUGCAGCGGGUUCCAGUGGCCAAGAUGGUGUGCGGACCCUCAGACUCCCAGCUUGUCCUGCUCAAGCUGGAGAGGCCUGUGACCCUGAACCAGCGCGUGGCCCUGAUCUGUCUGCCCCCUGAGCGGUAUGUGGUGCCUCCAGGGACCAAGUGUGAGAUUGCAGGCUGGGGUGAAACAAAAGGCACAGGUAAUGGCAUGGUUCUGAACGUGGCCUCGCUGAGAGUCAUCUCCAACCAGGAGUGUAAUGUCAAGCACCGAGGACGUGUAAAGGAGAGCGAGAUGUGUACUUCAGGCCCGCUGGUCCCUGUGGGGGCCUGUGAGGGUGACUACGGGAGCCCGCUUGCCUGCUUUACCCAUGACUGCUGGGUCCUGGAGGGAAUCGUAAUCCCCAACCGAGUGUGCGCACGGCUUCGCUGGCCGGCCAUCUUCACGCGCGUCUCCAUGUUUGUGGACUGGAUUCAUAAGGUCAUGCGGCUGGACUAGGCCUGGCCUUGGCCCCAUGCGCCUUGGGGGAGGAUGAAGCUUCCUGUCAGACAUAAAGCCACCUUUCCUCUUUA
Loxodonta africana (African savanna elephant) is the source of this 2873-nucleotide messenger RNA. It is a transcript of the gene MST1, whose product is annotated as macrophage stimulating 1. Lineage: Eukaryota; Metazoa; Chordata; Mammalia; Proboscidea; Elephantidae. Bases 622 to 2799 code for a protein of 725 amino acids. Gene Ontology annotation, biological process: proteolysis; regulation of receptor signaling pathway via JAK-STAT. The record is from RefSeq and is a predicted model, not a curated record. Gene Ontology annotation, molecular function: receptor tyrosine kinase binding; serine-type endopeptidase activity. The transcript has 18 exons.